Messenger RNA from Passer domesticus (house sparrow), 2403 nucleotides. It is a transcript of the gene SRPX, whose product is annotated as sushi repeat containing protein X-linked. Gene Ontology annotation, biological process: phagolysosome assembly. The transcript has 10 exons. The record is from RefSeq and is a predicted model, not a curated record. Lineage: Eukaryota; Metazoa; Chordata; Aves; Passeriformes; Passeridae. Bases 30 to 1346 code for a protein of 438 amino acids.
UCCGGCGGCGCCCGGGAGCCGCUCGGAGAAUGCACCCGUCCCAUUCCCCCUCCUCCUUCUCCUCCGUCUCCUUCUCCUGCUGCAGCCCCGGGCCGGGCAGAGGCGCCGUGAGGAGCAUGGGGAGCUGCUGGCUGCGCCUGGCCGCGCUGCUCGCCCUGGGCGCCCGGGCCAGCCUGGAGUACGAGGGAUCGGGAUAUUCACCCCUUGAAGAUGAUGAGGAUGUUUAUGCACGCAGUAGAUACAAAGAAACACCGUGGUGCUCCCCCAUUAAAGUGAAACAUGGUUAUGCAAACUGCAGGACACCUCAAGGGGAAUAUUACAAGAAUGUGUUGGGCACAAGAUGUGAUAUUCGCUGUCAGAAGGGCUACGAGCUGCAUGGCCCUCACCAGCUAAUUUGUCAGUCAAGCAAACGCUGGUCUGGGAAGGUGCUCUGCAAACAAAAGCGUUGCCCUACCCUGUCCAUGCCAACCAACGGGGGCUUCAAGUGUUUGGAUGGUGCCUACUUUGGCUCGAGGUGUGAGUACUACUGCUCCCCGGGGUACCAGCUGAAGGGGGACCGCAUCGUCACCUGCAUGGACAGCAAGGCCUGGAGCGGCCGGCCGGCGGCCUGCGUCGACACUGAACCUCCGAGGAUCCAGUGCCCGAGCGUGAAGGAGAAAUCCGCGGAGCCCAACAAGCUGACAGCCAGAGUGUUCUGGGACACCCCGGAGGGACGCGACACCGCCGACGGGAUUCUCACCGAUGUUAUUUUGAAAGGCCUGCCACCAGGGUCACAUUUUCCAGAAGGUGACCACAAAAUCCAAUAUACUGUGUAUGACAGAGCUGAAAACAAAGGAACUUGCAAAUUUCUUGUUAAAGUCAGAGUCAGGCGCUGUGUGAAGUUAAAUGCCCCAGAUAAUGGCUACAUCAAGUGCUCAGGUGAUGGAAAUAACUAUGGUGCUACCUGUGAGUUCUCCUGCAUUGGUGGCUACGAGCUGCAAGGAAGCCCAGCUCGAGUCUGCCAGUACAAUUUGGGGUGGUCAGGAGUGGAGCCAACCUGUGCACCCAUGAAUAUUAAUGUGAAUGUGAGGACUGCAGCUGCACUUCUGGAUCAGUUUUAUGAGAAGCGGAGACUGCUGAUCAUUUCAACUCCUACUGCUGCUAACUUCUUCUACAGGAUGCAGCUGGGGAUGCUGCAGCCAGCACAGUGUGGGUUAGACCUGCGGCACGUCACCGUGGUGGAGCUGGUUGGUGUCUUCCCAGCACAGAUAGGAAGAAUAGGAGUGAAGCUGCUGCCCCCAUCACUUGCCCUGCAGCUCAGCCCAGAGUCUCAACAAUCCACUGCAAAGAAUACACAUCAUGCAUGAAGAAUACAAGUAUCAGAGGAGUGAAAACUGUGAGUUACAGUUUGGAUGCCUGUUCACAGGGUAUGAUACAUAAUUUGACUGUCUGAGCUAGCACUCCAGCAUCUGUACUGUUCAUUCCUGCUUCUCAAGAGCACAGUCUUUUUUCAGCCAAAUGCUUGUUUGACUUUGACCAUAAGGUGGAGUUUGAAAUUUUACAGUGUUGUCAGCAAAAGUACAAUUUUAGCACCAUCUUUAAAGCAAUCCUUACCAGAAUUUGGUCUCUUGCAUCCUCUGAAAUGGGAAAGAAAGAAAGAAAGAAAGAAAGAAAGAAAGAAAGAAAGAAAGAAAGAAAGAAAGAAAGAAAGAAAGAAAGAAAGAAAGAAAGAAAGAAAGAAAGAAAGAAAGAAAGAAAGAAAGAAAGAAAGAAAGAAAGAAAGAAAGAAAGAACAACAACUUUCAAAAAAUAUUGGUCCUGCAAGUGAAUUAAUGAGGGAGUGGUUAUGAAGAAAGGUAAGUAGCCUUGACACCAGCUAGCAAAAGCUAAUUUGUGGGCUGAAGCAUGACAGCACCAAGGAGGAGCUGUGUGUUCAGAUGCCAUUUCUUCUCCCAGGGUUAGGAGAGUGUUGCUGAACACCCAAGAGCAGCUGUGAAAUCAUGCCUUGGCUCUGCAGUGCUAGUGCCAAAGGCCAAGAAGGUCAGGAUACACCCUGCAGGUGGUGGUGCCAAGUUUGCCAGGAUGAGCAACUGAGGGGCAAGGAAGCCCUGAGCUUUCCAAGUGUUGCUGUUAGGAACAGGAGGAAAGGUCAAGAUUGGUGACUGAAACCACAGAAAUGCCAUUUUUCUUCCAGACCUGACUAAACAAACAAUAAAUGUUGAACCCACUGUAAAUGAGCAAGGAGGGUGAGUGCCUGUGGGAUGGUGGACACAGCUGUACCCCAAGCUUCCUUCCCUCUGUCAGUGGUUAAGGAAAUCAGGGCUGGACACACCAAGGACCUGGACCUAUGGAAGGAGAGCAGAGAAGAGCCACUGAUGUGGCCCAAGGGCUGGAGCACCUCUGCUAUGGAGCCAGGCUGAGAGC